AUGAGGACACUUUCCAACCUCUGCUUGUCUUUUUAUUGUCUGGUUGACAGCGGGUCUUUGUGUUGGGUACUUGUGAAUCGUGGGUGGGAAUCUCAACAUGUCAAGAUUUCAGAGGACAGUCCUUGUCUUUACAGAAUCGAGCGGGUGAUGGACAACAACACCACUGUGAAAAUGGUGCCCAUAAAAAUUGUGCACUCAGAAAGCCAGCCUGAAAAGGAGAGCCGACAGAGUCUUGCAUGCCCAACUGAGCUGCCCACGCUGCCCAGUGGGCUGGAGAGAGACCAGAUCAAGUCAUUGAACACAUCAGAGCAGUGCUAUUCCCGAUUCUGUGUGUAUACACGACAGGAGGUGGAAACCCCUCAGAGAUCCCGCCCUCCAGAGCCCCAGCCACCCAGCAACCCUGCACCUCCUGUCAAAGAUAUCUGUUCCUCCCCUCCCCCGCUCAACUAUGGGAAAGCCAAGGAGAAGACCAUGGAUGAUUUGAAGUCUGAAGAAUUAGCCAGGGAGAUUGUGGGAAAGGACAAGUCAUUGGCUGACAUCCUGGACCCCAGCGUGAAGAUCAAAACAACCAUGGAUCUGAUGGAGGGAAUUUUCCCCAAAGACGAGUACCUCCUGGAGGAAGCUCAGCAGCGAAGGAAGCUGCUUCCCAAAGUCCCCUCACCCAGAGUCACAGAGGACAAGAAACAGGACCCAGGUGUGCCAGGGGUGGUGUCCUUGGCCACCAAUUCUACCUAUUACAGCACAUCAGCCCCCAAGGCAGAACUGCUUAUCAAGAUGAAGGACCUACAGGAGCCUGAGGAGUAUUCUGGGGGUGACUUGGACCAUGACCUGUCAGUUAAGAAGCAAGAGCUCAUUGACAGUAUCAGCCGCAAGCUCCAGGUACUCCGGGAAGCCCGUGAAAGCCUGUUGGAGGACAUCCAAGCCAAUAAUGCUCUGGGGGAUGAGGUGGAAGCUAUUGUGAAAGAUGUCUGCAAACCCAAUGAGUUUGACAAGUUCCGGAUGUUCAUUGGGGACCUGGAUAAAGUGGUGAACCUCCUGCUAUCUCUGUCAGGCCGCCUGGCCCGUGUGGAAAAUGCCCUCAAUAAUUUGGAUGACAGUCCUUCUCCUGGAGAUCGGCAAUCACUGUUGGAGAAACAGAGAAUUCUAACCCAGCAGCAUGAGGACGCCAAAGAGCUUAAAGAGAACCUAGACCGUCGUGAGCGCAUUGUGUUUGACAUCCUGGCCACCUACCUCAGCGAGGAGAACCUGGCUGACUAUGAGCACUUUGUGAAGAUGAAGUCAGCCCUCAUUAUUGAGCAGCGAGAGCUGGAAGAUAAAAUCCACCUGGGUGAAGAGCAGCUCAAGUGCUUGUUCGACAGCCUACAGCCUGAGAGAAGCAAAUGAGAGGUCCAUCACUGCAGAAGUUGGACACUGAGCCUUGGAGAUUAAUGCCUGGGAAUACAAGAGUGAACCCAAGCCUAUUUGCCCAUCUCUGGAGAGACACACUCUGGAUCCACAAGGGUAGUAAAUAAGCAAUAAUGUCCUGUUAGUAUGUGAUGAUUUAGUUAUGUUUUUCAUUUCUGUUGGUUUGCUGAGCAGUUUUGUAUUACAUGUAACUUCACAGAAUUCCAGGCUUUGCUGGUCAGCAGGGUCCCCUAGGAUGUUCAAUGGCUGAGCCCACAAUAUAUGCACACACUCCUUUGCAGUGGUGGCACCAUUGUUCCUCCCUUACGUAGAUGCCAAAUACAUCCCUAUGGUGCAUGAGAGGAAAGACCCUUGUGAUUUAGCCAGGCAUGGGCUGCUGUGUGUUCUGUACAUGUUCAUUCAAUAAUGCAAGCAUUCAUUAGGCUAUCAUCAUGACUUUCUCUGACCCAGUAAAAACCAGUGAAGAUGAUAAUUUAUUGAUGUGUGGGAAACAUCAAGUUUCCUAGUGGUAAAAAUCCAACUAAGAAAUGAACAGCCUACAUAUUGCAUACAUUCAUUCCUAGAGUAAAAUCAUCAUAUAACUUGUGUGCAUGCUUUGAAACACCCCAAACAAACAGAUAGCUAGUGUCCUUCUUGUCACAUCUUAAAUAAUUUGUAAGCAAGUAAAAUUACUUGGUUAGA
Messenger RNA from Cricetulus griseus (Chinese hamster), 2085 nucleotides. Lineage: Eukaryota; Metazoa; Chordata; Mammalia; Rodentia; Cricetidae. The record is from RefSeq and is a predicted model, not a curated record.